Salvia splendens (bonfire salvia) is the source of this 1807-nucleotide messenger RNA. Its product is annotated as protein unc-50 homolog. The transcript is spliced from 8 exons. Lineage: Eukaryota; Viridiplantae; Streptophyta; Magnoliopsida; Lamiales; Lamiaceae. The record is from RefSeq and is a predicted model, not a curated record. Gene Ontology annotation, cellular component: Golgi membrane. Bases 888 to 1460 code for a protein of 190 amino acids.
GGUGAGAGGAGAGGAGGGAACAACAUAAUUCGUAGUACUUGAAAUCUUCAAAUCCAAAUCCAAUCCAUCAUCGAUCACAGUCAUCAUAGAUCAAGAUGGUGUAAAAGUAAAAUAUACUACUACUGUCUAUCAAUCAUUCGCAGAGAAAUCAGACAAGUAGAAGUGAAGAAGAAGAUGUUGCCUACCGCCUCAACAAAGAGCCGAUCGGGCCAGCAACCCCGGCCGAAUUCGUUCUUCCCGUACCUCCGCAGAGUAGUCAAGGGUUUGCGUCCUUCCUCCAAAAUUCUCACGCAUAUGCGUUUUUCUCCGAAAUCGUGGCGGAAAUUUCAGAUCUGAUCAGGAUUUUUCUUCCUGAAUUUUGAUGGAUGGUUUCCUAAGUGUUGCCUCAUUGCAAUUUUAUGCGGAGUUUGUGGCUUGAUUAGUCGGUGAUAUUAUUUUGUUUUGGGCUGUGGAGAAAUACGCUGAUUAAUAAAGGAGGAACGCAAUUCUCAUUGUUGUUCGUGGCGUUAUUCAUUUGGUUUGCUGUUGUUGAUAGGGUGAAUGGGUGAUGGGAGUUAUUUUUAAUAGGAGCAUGAAUUUUCAGGAUUAGAGCUGGUGCUUCGACCAAAUGAAUGUUCUCUAGUAGAGAACGAUGGAUAUAAUUGGUUUAUUUAGCUCUAAUGGACCAUUUUUUCUAAACUAAUUCUACUGCUAACAUAGCACAAAAUAAAAGGUCUAAGAUUAAGAUUUUUAUGUACUACUAGAAAUUUUCAAUUGUUGCAAUUAUCAUUAGCAUAUGUUUGACUAGCGAGAUAUAAAUAUUGGGUUUCCUGCAUGGACAUGUUAUUGGAUUUAGCAUUUUAUCUCAGUAACACCAAUUAUUGUGUGGUCAAUUGCAGUGGCAACAAAUGGAUAUUGAAUACACUUUCUGGCAAAUGCUUAACCUAUGCACAUCACCAAAAGUCGUAUAUCAACACACCAAGUAUCACAAGCAAACAAAGAACCAAUGGGCUCGUGAUGAUCCUGCAUUUAUUGUCAUAUGCAGUCUUCUUUUCUCAGUUUCCCUUAUUGCAUAUUGUGCUGCGUUUUUCACUAACAAUUAUCUCCGAGAAGAAGCUCCACACAGUUACGUGGUGGAGCAACGGGUGGAAUGGUUGUACGCCUUUGAUGUACACUGCAACUUUUUCUUCCCUAUGUUUGUGCUGCUUUAUGUUCUUCAUUAUUUCUUAUCACCUCUGCUAGUGGCUCAUGGUUUUAUUCCCUUACUACUAUCAAAUGUGCUCUUCAUGGUAGCUGUAUCCUACUACCAUUACCUAAAUUACUUAGGUUAUGAUGUAUUACCCUUCCUGGUGAGGACCACUGUGUUCCUGUAUCCAAUUGGUGUUGUUCUAGUUCUUUCCCCCAUAUUAUGUCUCAGUGGCUUCAACCCAUCGAGAUAUUUCAUGAACAUUUAUUUUAGUCAAAGGCAAUACAUCAGCUAAUAACUCCUCACGUAGCAUGGCACCACCCGAGACGAUCCUUAAAACCGAGUAGCUUGAUACUGGUUUUCUUCACAUGGGAUAGAUCGGUGGAGAGAAUUGUCUCUGCACACUCAAACUAAUAUGUUAGGCGUUCCGCUUCUGAGUAAAGUAAGAAUGCAUCGGAGCGCUUUAAGUGGCCUCUUCCUAACUAGGAUCGCGGGUUAGGCGUAGCAUUUUUGUUAUAAUUUUUUGUUAUAACUAUCAAUGGCCUUAAAUAGUGAAUGUUCAUAGUAGAGAGAUUACUGCACUUCUAAUAAACCGUUCACUCUGUAUAAUGGUAUCAAAUAGAUCGUCAUUAUACAAUAAAA